AGCAGUCGCAUUGGUCGCGAACAUCGUUACGGACUAACGCAUACGAACUAGCUGCACAUUAGUUGCUUACAUUCAUUCGUUUAUACCCAAAAAAUGUAUAACCGGGCCAAAACGCAACUCUAAACUUUUAUGUUUGUCUAUUCGGCCCUAGGUUUUGGAGGUGCUUGGAGCUUGCACUAAAAUUCGCGGUGCAUUGCUAUUAAAAAAAAGCAAGAAAUUCAUUUUAAAAAAAUACGACAAAAAUUUUAUUCAACACAAAAUUGCAUUUCAAACUAACAACCAACCAGAAAAUACUAUAAAAAAAAAUAUUUUUCGAAAUAAAAAAAAAGUUUUUCAAAAUAAAAUCAUCAAAACAUAACAUGCAAACGAGCUCAGCGGAAUAAAAAAAAUUAAAACAUAAAAAUUCAUCAACAUCGAAUGCAUUCAAUUGCAUUAUCGAAUUUUUUUUGGCAAGAAAUUUGUGCAUUUCGGAAAAUCAACGCAACAACAAUAACAACAACAAAAAAUGGGAUUCAACGAACAAAUUAAUUUGAAUAAAGACACAAUUGUCCAUUGAGUGAAAGUGAUUUGGCUACUUUUCCGAAAAGAAAGAAAACAAAAAAACCGAUAUUUUAUUUCAAAAACAGUGUGUCAGUCAAGGAAUCGGAAAUCAAGUUCGAAGUUUCGUAAUAUAUUUGUUUUUUUUUCUGCGCUCAAUUCGAUUGGAAUAUUUGAAGUACGCGCGCGGAAAUAUACACAUUGUGUGAACAUUGAGGAGGAAUCAACGUGGAUAUUGUGCGUGCCACUACUGCACAACGAACACGAAGCCGAGUUGUGAAUUUAUCCGAUUUUAUUGGCGACAAUCAGUGUGACGCCAAUAUUAUUUAUUGGAAAAUAAUUGAUGAUCAGCCGAUGAAAAUGAUUUAGAAAGGCGGCAAAACAGAAUUAUUUCGAAAACAAACUCUAACCCAUUUUUUGACGAUAAGAAAAGAAGGAAGCGUGUUUACUUUCGAAUUUUUUUUUUUUGAAGUUAUUUUGUUUCAAUAAUUUUUUGUUUUAAACUGAAAGAAAAUUUGGUUGUGUUUGCACCAAAAGAGAGCAAAAGAAAAAAAUACAAAUGGUUUAAGUUGGUGUGAAAUCGAACUGGAAAUAAAACGAUCGGAAAACUUUGGAAGCAAAAUUGAAUGUUUUGAAAUACACAGAAAAAAAGUGCAUCAAAAUACACAGUUUGGACAUUAAAAAAACGUUUUUUUUCGGAUUUCAAACGAAUAUACACACACACAAAAAAGAGGAUACAAUUUUCCGACCUGAUCGUUCAUUUGGAAAUUAAAUCAUUGUUUUCGGCUUUCGCAUUUAUUUUCUCGCACGGAAGCGCAUUUAUUCCAUCAACUCAACGCAAAUCGUCCAUCAACUUUUCAUUUUAAGGAAAUUACUACGCAAUUUGAAAGUUUGACAAUAUGGAUCCACAGCAGCAGUUUUGUUUGAAAUGGAAUAGUUAUUCGUCCAAUUUGGCGAUGACUUUCUCAAAUCUCUUCAAAUCAGAUCUAUUGGCUGAUGUUACGCUUUAUUGUGGUGGUACCGUAUUCAAGGCACACAAACUCAUACUGGCAGCAUGUUCAAAGAACUUUGCGGAUUUGUUUGAAUCGGCACCACCAAGUUCAUCGUGUGUUGUUAUUUUAGAGGCAACAUCGGCUGAAAAUAUGUCGGCAUUGCUCGAAUUUAUGUACAAGGGUGAGGUGCAUGUGUCACAAGAGGCAUUGAACAGCUUUUUAAAAGCAGCUGAAAACCUUCAGGUUAAAGGUUUGUCAACUGAACAUGGACGUUUGGCUGCAGCGCAAUCACAGUCACAUGAACAAAGGCCCCAAAGAAACAGUUCGUCAGCAACAUCACCAUCCGCAUUGCCGUUAAACUCGAUGAAACAAGAAUGUGAUUCGUUAAUGAACCCAAGUAGUUCGGGAUUGAGCGGCGGUUUUGCACCAUACAUACCGCAAAUGUAUCGGCCGUUUGAUGCAACACGCGGCAAAGAACGACAAAGUGUACUACGCGAUGGAUCACGAGGCAGCGCCGAAAAUUCCGGUUCAUCUAAACGAGUUCGACCAUCAAGCAGCGCCUCAUCAACAGCCCCAACGGAAGCAGACACUUUGCAAAAUGAGCGCACAUCACCUCAAUCCAGCAGAUAUGAUAAUCACAGCCCCCCAAGUACAACAGCACGAAAUGGAUCAACGGACAACCAAGACGAACGAAAUGGAUCAAAAAGCGGACAAGAUCAGGAUGACGACAUAAAAACGGAAAACGACGCUGGCGCCGAGGAUCUACGAAUCAAGUUGGAAGCUGAUUAUUCUCCGCAACCGCCAACAUCAAAUACGACACCAUCAACACCGACAUCAUUGGUCAGCUAUAUGGAAACCAAGGACGGUUUGCCACCAACUUUGGCGCAAAUUGCACCGGCCGAUAUGCUCAAUGUAUGGAAUGCGACAAAACUAAGCAGCAAAAGUGGAACUGUCAACACAGCUGACGGAAAAAAAUUGAAGUGCCUAUACUGCGACCGAUUGUACGGCUACGAAACCAAUCUGCGUGCACAUAUUCGACAACGUCAUCAAGGUAUACGUGUGCCAUGCCCGUUCUGUUCGAGAACAUUCACGCGAAAUAACACGGUCCGGCGGCAUAUAGCUCGUGAGCACAAGCACGAAAUUGCUAUAAAUCAAAUUCAAUCGGCACAACCAAAUCAUGCCGCAUAAGCCGGUUUGGCGCACCAUGGCAUUUGCACAUAAAUACGAUCCAAACGAAAACAAAAUAAAAAAGAGAAAAACAAAUGAAAUGAAAAACAUCUUCACCUCGUCUAUUCCCCAUUUUCUGAAAGUCUGAACGGAUGAAGCAAUUUACACAAUUUGUAACAAUUACGAGACCAAAAAAACACACAAAACAAACACACUAAAUGGAGACAUGUGAACGAGAAGCAAUAUACGAAACCCAGUGAAAGCCGAUCGAAUUUGUGUUUAUGCAUAUUUCGUAGAAUAAGAAUCGCAUUUGCGAUUCGAUCGGGGAAAAAAAAUGAACAACAGAAAACUAUUGUUAUUCACAAAGUUACAUACCAUUUUCUCGUAUUUUUUGCUUCAACAAUCAAUUCAACAACAACAACAAAAUAGAAUAAUAGUAUUUUAUUGAAAACUACAGUUUAUAUACAGAGACAUUUUUAUUGCAUUUAAAACCGAAAGAGAGAGAAAAACAAAUUGCAAAACAAGAAAAUAGUAAUCUUUUUUUACUAUCAUAAGUUGCAAAUAUAUAUUCAAUCAAUUGAAAAAAAGAAACUAAUAGAAGAAAUCCGUUAACAUAUUUUUACACCAACAAUAGUCAUACGCAAACGUAACAAAGUGGUUUUUGUUUUACAACAAAUUAUUAAUAUGAUAGCUGAUACAGAUUUAUAGGAAGAGAGAAUCAAUUUAUUUAUAUUUCGUUUUAACAAAACUUCUUUUUUUUCUACAUGAAUACAAACAAAAUAGCCUUGAUAUUAUUCAAAUAGCGUUCGACAUUCGGGAUAUGCAUUCGUCGAAUGGUCAUUUGAAUAGUGACGAAGAAGAAAAAAAAUAACCAGAUAUUUACAUAUUUUUACCGCUCACUGUAAUAGUUCAUUGCGAAUUGUCAGCUGAAUUAAGCCGACAUACAUAUUUCGAGAUUUGAUGAGAGAGUGAAGAGAAAAUUCGGCAUUUCUUCAGAAAGCACUUUCAACCACACCGAAUCAAUUCCGUUUUUACAUUAAUGAAGAAUAAUUAAAUCUUUUUACCCAAGAAACACACAUACAUACAUAGAAAGCAACGCAUAAUUGAGAAAAUACAUGGCAUUCACAACAUUCGAUGUGAUGACCAUAUAUGUUUUCUUCGGUGCUUUUUUAAGCGUUUAUUUUUUAAAUGAACAGACCGAGAUAUUGUUUUUUGUCAAAUUCUUUUUCCCGCACGACGAUUCUUUCAAUAGCCCCACAUAAACUACUGUCUAUUAUAUAUUUAUAACCAAUAAGUAUUACCGUUUUAUUACCAUAGACCAUUUUAUUUACCCAUCAAAUAGAUCUAUACACCUGUUUGUUAGUUGAAACUUAAACACUUGCAAACCGAAUUCACAUUUCUUCUUGAUUUUUCUGUUAUGCCCCAAUUGAUAAUGAGCAAAAGAAAAUUCAUCUCGAUGAUGGAAAAAGAUUCCACCAUGAUUUUGCUCCCAGCUUAAGAAGAAAAUACCGACAUUUUCUUUGGAAAAUGCCGCCACAUACACAGAGCAACACGUAAUUUAAAUAAACAACUCAAGUACCUGCCGUUAAUACAUAAAGAAAGCAAAUAAUAUAGAAUUAUUAAUAGACAUAGACAAUAGAAACAUAAUUGGAGAGCAUGCGAAAGCACAUACACAUACAACGUUUGUAAUUAGUUUGGUUUCUUCGAUUGGCGCGAGUGAGAUAUAGAUAAAGUUCAGUAACAUCAAUGUUGUUAGUGAGCAAAUAAUCUGCUGGAAAAACUUAACGAUUUCAUGACAUCAAUCGAAUUGACAUACAGCGUUAACGCUGAUAUUGUGCGACCGAAUUUGCGAGAGUGUCAUGCCAUUCACCACGCACACGUGGAAGCACGCAAAAAGUAAACACACAUUUUUGCGCAACGUAGAAGUAAAAAACAAUAACAAAUUCGCUAUCGCGAAUUUAAACAUUUUCGAAACAGUUACCAAGUUACAAUUCACACACAAACUCAAUUUCAAUUCUAAAUAAGAUAGUAGUUUUGACACAAGUUGUCGGUGAUAUAUAAACAAGCUUACAAUUUUUAUCUGUAAAUAAUCUUUUGUUUUUUUUUCUUUAUCUCAAAGCCCAGCUGCUUCAUCAUUUAUUAUUUUCUUCGUUCUAUUUUUUUCUCUUCUACGGCACCAUUUUUUCUCCUUUCGUUGUUGGCCCCUACGUGUUAUUUUUAUUUUACAGACACAGAGAAUUACCGUUAUUUACACAUAAAGAUAGUGAGAAAGAGAAAUACUACUAAAAAAUAGAAUGCAGACGUUACAAUUAAAAAACAAGACAAACAUUCGAAACUGGAAUAAAUGUGACGUACACAAAACACUCGCAACUAAUGGCAAGUGAAUUUGCUAUUAGAUCAAAUAGAAAUGAAAAAAAAGAAGAAAUAUGUAAAAUCAGUGCCUGAGAACUAAUCAGUGAUUUUAAUAAAAACGAAAUACACAAACGGAAUUUAUAUGUGGGCAAAAUGCUUUCUGAAAAUGUAUGACCGAAUCGAAAAUGGAAUCUCAAAAUAUGCGCUUGAUGCUGCAACACAUGCAAUACAAAUCAAACAAUAAUAACAACAACAACAACCCAUAACAGCCACAAAAAAAAACGAAAUGUAAAUAAUUCAAAUUCAUACACACAAAGUGUCAAGAAUGAUGUUCACAUGAGGAAAGGCAAGGAGGAGUAGGAGGAGGAGGAGAGAUUGAAAGAACUCAAAAUCAUACGUUUGGACCGAAAUUUUUGAAGAAAUGAUUUGAUUGAAACAAAAAAAAAAAGAUUACUUAGGCAAGGUGUAAAAAAGUACCACUUUAGAGAAUAAUAUCCAUCGAUUGGAUAGCCCAAAAAUAAGAACAUAAAACAAAAAUGUGUGUAAAUGUUUAAACAAAAAAAAUCUAAUAAUCGUCGACAAGUGAGAGAAAAAGGAAAAGGAAAAAAGAACACUCGUAAAACGAAACAAAAUAAUUAGCUGUUAUGGAUAUGAAUUUUGAAUGAGAAACAGAAGAAGAAGGAAAAACGACGGAAACAAAGUUACCGAUGAAAAGAAAAACAAAUGGAAAGCGACAGGAUGAUAAAAUAAAAUGCUUGAGAAUCCAAGUGAAUUUACCAACGUUAACCAUUUUAUUUAUAUUUUAAGAGCGAAUGAGAGAGAAAGGGAGUAAGUGAGACACUACACGUCUCUAUACCAAUCUCUCUCUCUCUCAUCAAGAUAUUAAACCAACCAAGCAGUGACCAUGCGCCACCCAAUAAUAUUAUUAUUUUAUUUUUUUGUCUAAUUUUACGUUUUUACCGAAUUUACGUUUAUUAUUUUUCGUUUUUGUUUGAUUUUAAAUCAACUAAUUUUUGUAAUAGCAGAAAUUGGCAAUCAAAUUGCAAUUUCUUGCCCAUGUCCCCCUCAAAACUUUGCAAAUCGCUUUUUGUGUAUAACAUGAAUACGUUAUUAUAUUUCUUUUUUUUAGACAGAUUUUAUUUCUAAUUAUUAGUGAAUUUUUUUAAAAAUGUGUACAUAAAAUAAUGGAAACAAUUUCAUUUUGUAAUCUAAACACAUACACACCAAUUGCUUCCUUGAUACUUUGGUACUCUUGAGAGCUUGAGCUAAACACUAACUGGCCAAUUUUACAUUAAAUUUCUAUCCGUUUUUCUUUGAGUUUUGAAACAUUGUUAUGAAAACGAAAGAGAAUGAUUGUUUUUUCAAAUUUUAUUCUUCUUUCGAUUAGGCACAUUUAAAUCACAGGUUAAAUUUUAAUUUGUCCAAGAGAAAGCGUGAUAAAGCCUACAAUCUAUUAUUAUUUCUGACUUUGUUUUCAAACACAUUUCAAUUGAUUCUUUGUUUUGUUUUCCGUUCCGAUUUUCUUUUACUGUCCGUACACCAAAAAAAGAAAAUAACAAAAUAUCGGACACUCAGCCCAACUUUCAUACCAGUUGAUUAUCUGUGAUUUAUGAUCAAUAAGAAUGUUUAAAACAUCUUCUUCUUUAUUUUUCAUUUUUCUGUUAAUUUGUUCUAUUUUUUUUACUAUAAUUUUUUGUUUUUGUCUUCAUUUUAUGCUCCAUUUCGAUGAAGAUCAAUUGUGAUUUUGUACAUAGACAUCGACGCCCGAUUCGAAUGAGAGAAAUUCAAAUAGAAAGAAAAAUGAAUGAGAAGUGUAAUUCGAUAGAUAGUUACGAUCAAUAUUUUUUGUUUGGUUGGCGAUUCAGUUUUGCUGCUGUACAAUUUUUUUUUUCAAUGUUGGUUUUCGCCGGUAAAAAGAAAAUGGUUGCAAAAGGGAGAAAAUCGAGCAUAUGAUAAUAAAUCAAGAAAAUUCAGUUUUAACUGAGACAAUUUUUCUAAGAAGCUUGUUGAAAUCGGAGCAUUCUAAUGAAGAAGCUCGACAUGAACGCAUCAAAAUUUUUCUUUGGACGCUCCAAAAUUCGACACAGAAAAGAAGAGAAGAAUGGAAAACAAGUAUGAGCAAAUUUUCGAAUGAACUUUGAGAAUGGAAUGAAAUUAUGGAUGCAAAAUUGUAUGGCUUAUUCAAAAUGAAACAAAAAAACUAACCGCAAAAAACGUAUUUGGAAACAUGAAAACCAUCCGAAUUACAUUCGCUAUGUGGUAUCUACUCAAAUCAUGGGAAUCACAUGUCCGAAAAGAUGCAUAUUUUUUGUGUAUUCAACCCGCGAAGAAUUUUAAAUUUUUAACCAAACUGUACAUAAAAAAACAUAUUAAGAAGUUUGUUGUGAAAAUGUGAAUGUUUUGAGUUCGCAGAUUGACGUAAAUUAAAGAAAUGAAUGGAAAUUCGCUUGAAAAUGUAAACAAUAAUUUAAAUUGAAACGAAAAAUCGUAAAAUAUUUGGAGCUCUUUUGAAGAGGAUCCGCGCUCCAGUUACCAAUUCAGUUGUUGGGAAUGAUCAAAUCAUCGCUGAUCAACUAACGACAGAAAAUUUAACCAUUUAAUGAAAUAGAAAAAAAGAAGGAAUAUUAAGUAAGCAAAAGCCCACAAAAUAUCAAGGAAACAAAAAAGGAGUGAAACAGAAAAAAAUACACACAUUUUUCUUUUAUAUUGUUUCUAUGCCUAAGUUACCAUCUAAAAUAUCUUUUUUAUAACAUUUAAGUAAAGUGGUGGAAUCGAAACCAUGGAAUAACUUAAAAAACAACAACAAAUGGAACAUGAUUAGAAUUAUACGCCGCGAUACAAAAUGAUCCAUAAAACUGUAUGCAUUUAAAGAGAGAGAAAAACACAUGAAUCCAAAGCCACACAACACAUUACGAGUAAAAACCAAAAUGCAAAUUGAACAAUUUGUCAUUUCAACAGAUAUACCUCAAUUUUAGUUUUUUUUUGAUAAACUCCAAUUUUACAAUAAUGAAAUUCUUCUUAAUAAUUAUCGUAUAAUAAUUGAACAGACUGUAAACUGAAUACCUCAGAAUCGCGACUUCCCCGGGUUUUUUUUUCAGUUAGUAAAAAUAAAUAGUUUCAGGGAUUUCGAUCAUUCGGCUUCAAAUAGUGUUUCAUUGACAAGCAUUUUUGAGUAGACGCCAAUUUGUCUUGAAAUGUGCUCAUUUCACUGCAUUUUUUCUUUGUGAACAAUACACAAACUACUAAUUCAGGGAUUUUCGAUUCCGUCGCCCUCCUAUUCGUACCGAAAAUGAACAGAAAAUACGGCGCAUUUGAUUGGUUUCACACCCAUCAAAAAAAUAUAACAGCAUUAUUCAUGUUUAAGAGUUUAGGUAUUCCUGCAAACAAACAAAACAAAAAACUAAAUGUCGGUAUAAAUGUGUAUGUUUUAUAAAAGAAAUUAAUGUUUAAACUAAAAAAAAGGAAAUAAUAACACUCAACUCAGGGAUUUUUUUUUUAAAUUUGCCUAAUUUUAAAAAACGAAAUUGUGCAUAUUAUUCAUGUCGAUCAAUAAAUUCUUUAUACCCAGACAAUUAAACGUAAAUUUGUGGAAUGAUGAAAACACCAAAGCGCGCGCGUGAAACCAACACCCCUUUUUUGAAAAAAUAAUAUCAAACUCAAAUUCUUUCUCAGGUCAAAAAUAAAUGCAACAACAAAAACAUAUGCAAGUCGAAAAAAUAAACAUUUUUUUAAAAAAAGGGUGAAAAAAACCAUUACCAUUUUCAUUGUUGUGCAAAAAACAUCGUUAUUUUAUAUAAGGCAAUGACAACAUAUUAAAUCGUCUGAGCACAUUUACGACAAAGCAAAAUUUCAAAAGUAACCACUUUUUCGACAUAAUCUAAAAGAAAACAUAAAAAAAUUCGUAAUUUAUGUGUAUUGUAUACAAGAAUUAAAAACAACAAAAAAAUAAAAAAUAAAUUAAAAUGUAAACCUACCUUUAAACAAAAAAAAAA
Molecule: messenger RNA, 9040 nt
Organism: Sitodiplosis mosellana (orange wheat blossom midge)
Lineage: Eukaryota; Metazoa; Arthropoda; Insecta; Diptera; Cecidomyiidae
Gene: chinmo
Product: zinc finger protein chinmo
Exons: 8
Coding region: 1437-2717 (426 amino acids)
Biological process (GO): regulation of transcription by RNA polymerase II
Cellular component (GO): nucleus
Molecular function (GO): protein binding
Source: RefSeq, a predicted model, not a curated record